Haplochromis burtoni (Burton's mouthbrooder) is the source of this 2871-nucleotide messenger RNA. RefSeq names its product oxidative stress responsive serine-rich 1 (gene oser1). The record is from RefSeq and is a predicted model, not a curated record. Bases 405 to 1478 code for a protein of 357 amino acids. Lineage: Eukaryota; Metazoa; Chordata; Actinopteri; Cichliformes; Cichlidae. The transcript is spliced from 4 exons. Gene Ontology annotation, biological process: cellular response to hydrogen peroxide.
GCGUGACGUCAGCGGGUGCGUUGUUGCAGAGUCACUGCGACGGUUCGACUGUAAACAAGCCGAGGACAGAGAAACGUCUCGAACUGACUCCGAAUGUCUGCGCUGUUAUCUCCGUUAGUUCAUCACGGCUCGUAUUCAUCCGUGUCCGAUUCAAUGUAACCGUCCGUGCUCACUCUCCCCCCGAAGGAACAGAUCUCGUUGUCCCGGAGAAAGAGUCGCUCAAAAACGUUCAGACCCUGAAGCUAGCUUAGCUUAGCGUAGCUCUAGAUAGCCUACCUGGCUAACCAACAUCUGAGGGCCCGUUCAGAGGAAAAGCUCCUCUAUGCCCUGGGCACCUCUCUCCCUUCACCGUGACUGGGAUAUCCUGAACCCUGGGUGGCUGGUCAGAGCGGCCUCCUCCCACCAUGGAGGCAGGAGGGAAGGACUGUGAGGAGGAGACGCUGCAGAUGGCAUUCAAGAAGCUGAGGGUUGAUGCUGAGAGUUUGCCCGGAGCUGUGAGUGUUUCGGAGGCGGUAACUUCCAGAGCAACAUCGCGAGCUUGUCUCGACUCAAGCGGAGCGAAGCCCAAACUCGGCUGCCCGAAAGACAACUGGCACAGCUGCAUGAGGAAAACUUCCAGAGGAGCAUCCAGAACACAGCGCCGUCGCAGGUCCAAGUCGCCCAUCCUCCACCCACCGAAGUUCACCUACUGCAGCACCUCCGGAGCGUCUGCACUCUCGCCCCCUAGUGGUUGCCCGAAGCACCAGCGCUUGGCCGCGCCUGAGCCUGCCCCACCUCGUCCGGCAGCAGACGGACUAGCCGCCUCGCCCGUGGCCAUCCCGGUCCCAAAAGAGCACUCCUCUCCAGGCUCACCCGGGCAUGUCCCCACUCUGGUUUUUGGAUCCUGUGCUGCUUAUGAGACACAUAUUAGAAGCGUGGCUUCCCCACAGUCCUCACAAGAGAUCCCCACUAUCAUCACCGCUACGUCCGGGCUGGCCGGAGGAAAGUCGAGUGAGGACAGCAGCCCGCAGAGCAGCGAAACCAGAACGGGAACAUCCCCGAGAUCCAGACCGGCAGAGGCUGCUGACUUCCGAGCUCUGUCCGAACUCCACAGUGGCAGGUCUGCCGAGGGUCCCCACGCCGCCUGUUCCUGUGCCCAGAGAAGCAGCUCAGAGUCUCAAGAGGACGACAAGCAGGGGGUCGAGUGUCAGUGCCAUCGUCAAGGGUGGCACGGUGUGGAAGUCUACUCCUUCACGGGGCUCCGCAACGUCAUAUCGGAGUGUGAGAGGAGCCUGCCGAGCAGCGAGGAAGCAUCCAGAACUCUCAGCUGUAACGCGGCAGCGUCUCCGGCGCUGUCGUCAGGCUCCCCUCGCUCCUGCUCAGAGCAGGCGCGCGCCUACGUGGAUGACAUCACAAUAGAGGACCUUUCUGGCUACAUGGAGUAUUAUUUAUACAUCCCCAAAAAGAUGUCGCACAUGGCUGAGAUGAUGUACACUUAGAGUCAGAUUUAUUAUUACCACUAUUAUUAUGUCAGAUAAGGAAAAUGAUAAGACCGUAACAAGGGUAUUUUUUUCUGUCGAUGAAAGAAAAGUUGGCCUUGGAGGAAAGUAGGAAAGGUGCUUGUAGAAGGAAGAGUUAGGAAUAAAAGUUUCAUUUAAAUGGACAAAGGUUGGCCACAACAUUAGAACCACUCAUAGGUGAGAUCCACAUGUUAAGUUGUGACGUUCUGUUAAUCCACGUCUGUUAUAUUCCCAUGCUCUGUUACAGCAGCAAAACAAAACAGCUCCUGGCCCGAUCGAGGGUCUGUGGGAGCCCAAUUCACAGAGGCCCCUGAGCCCAUAGGAACCAGCCCCGGGGGCCACAGGCUGCCGUUUCAAAGCUGGUCCAAGCACAUCCUGCUAGCGCUCUGCUAGCAUUAACUUUAACCCACCUUUCUGGAGGUGGAGCCGGGGGGCUGGAGGCUUUUCCAGCUGACAUAGGGCCAGAGGCAGGUCUGUCACAGGGCUAAUGCACAGAGACAGGUUGCUGUUUUUCUCAUGAAAUUCUCAUAAAUUUGCAUGAAGAUUAAACGUUAUUCUGAAUAAUUGUCAUACAUUCAGUAUAAGUUUGGUUUAGUGGGUCAGUGACACAGUGUCAGCCUGUAAACCCACAACCAGAGGUGCACGGCUGCCCGCUGUGCCUGCAGUAGGGGAGGGUGUGACUUUUGAAUGUUAGAAAAAUCAUUAAGUUAUAAAAAUUCAACUUUUUUUUGUCUUUCUUUUUUCUUCGGGUGAGUGAAAGGACACAUACCUACAAAUGUAGAAAAAAAUUUGAUACUAACUACAAGACGGUGAGAUUAAUGUGACAAAAAUAAUCCAGAAAUGAGGCCCAGAGCCUUCGACUGCACUUCAAACGUGUUGAAGUGGAUUAUAUUUGAAUCCAACGUGUUUUGAUAGCACACUCUCUCAGAUUUGUUUAAAGAUGCUUCGUAUCCAGUAACUCUGAUAACCAGAAGCUGUCGUAUUUUGGAGCCUGACUGUCGGCAGGUGUGCAGACCGUGUCAGGCAGGCGGCUUUAAUGUUGUGGCUGAUGGCCACAGAAUAGACUAACCCACGUUUAAUGUUUCUGUUUGUCUUUCUGUGAUUUUUACUAAAUCUGACAGAAACUCGUCACAGCCAGCUGUUUCGCUUUAGUUUCGCCUUUCUCUUUGUUUGUGCCCUGUGGAUCACUUUUCUUUCUUUGUUUUCGGUUUACAAAUGAAGUUGCCAAAGCUCCUGGUGCUGGGUCUUGCAGAAGACAGGAACACGCAAACUUGUCAUGCCAAGUGUGAUUCUGUUUUUGGUGUUUGUGGCGACUUCAGGAGUCGCCCGUCUGGAUUUAAUUUCACUCAAUAAAGAAGUAAAAAAUGGAGAA